This is a messenger RNA of Rodentolepis nana, 759 nucleotides long. The record is from the annotation of a GenBank genome assembly. NCBI's taxonomy places the organism in Eukaryota, Metazoa, Platyhelminthes, Cestoda, Cyclophyllidea, Hymenolepididae.
AUGAACACAAGUGCGCCCUUCGCAACACGGUUGAACAGACUAGAAGAACUGAAAACGUACAAGGCUGGAGACGGCACCACAGAAGUGACUCUCAAACCACCCGAGAAGGCACACAACCAAGCAUUACGACUAAUAACUGGAGGGAUAAAAUCAACACCCAUUGAUGCAAUGCUCCUAGUUACAGAAAGCACCACAAUAUGUUCCCUUAUCAAAGAAAAGACCUUGAUCCUGUAUGAGAAGCUACUGCGCAUUCCCAUGGACAAGUUCUUCAGCACCUAUGAGAAUAGACCAAGACAUCUGAAAAUGCAAUCUGGUCGAAUAAAGAAAGCCAUUGAACUGAAGAAAGCAUUACAAAUAGAUGAAAGACAAAACGCGUCUCUUAAUGUUACGAUAAAACGGUUAAAACGCAAAAAGUCUCCUGGCGAAGACGGUAUUCAUCCGAGAGCAAACACUUCCUCAGAACAAAUGCGCUCACUGGCCAUUAAUGUAACCAAUGCCAAUUAUGCUGCUGAUCAAUGGAUCCAAGUCUUCAUUGAUGGGUCAUACAUAGAAAAUCAAGCAAACCCGACUGGCCAAGAAACAAAACCGUUGCUGAGUUUAGAUUACGUACCGGACACGAUUUCCGGUCGAAGCAACUUUGCAGAAAAGGAGUGUUUACACAUCCAACAUGUCCCCGUCUGUGACCAACAGGAGGAAAUGGAGAAGACUCACCUGAUUCAGUGUCCAGCUCUGAAGACAACGACGGAAACCCAGAGAUAG